Molecule: messenger RNA, 2362 nt
Organism: Hemiscyllium ocellatum (epaulette shark)
Lineage: Eukaryota; Metazoa; Chordata; Chondrichthyes; Orectolobiformes; Hemiscylliidae
Gene: ddx43
Product: DEAD (Asp-Glu-Ala-Asp) box polypeptide 43
Exons: 17
Coding region: 1-2040 (679 amino acids)
Molecular function (GO): ATP binding; RNA helicase activity; RNA binding
Source: RefSeq, a predicted model, not a curated record
AUGUCGGACUGGGAGGCGGAGAGCGGCGACGAGCAGGCACCGGGGCCCCGGGCUGAGUGGAGGCCGCCCGCGGCCCCCAGGCCGGGCCAGAGCCGCCCCCGGAGGGAGCAGGGGGGCGGGGACCGGUGGGAGAUCCGCGGGGAGUCGAGCCGGGGCCGGAGGGGGAGACCAUCCGGGACCGGGGGCCGAGGAGGCGGCGGCGGGUCGGCCCGGAAUUUACCUUCUCCAUCAACUUGCCCUUUCCUCAGCUUCUACAUGGAGAGUGCGGCGGUGGGCUCCGUGAUAGGUCGAGGAGGAUCUAAAAUACGUGAGCUGGAAGAAACAUCAGGAUCAAAAAUACAGAUAUUAAAAGGAGAUUUUGAAGUGGAAGUGAAGCUGUUUGGAAGCCACGCAGCCCAGCUGAAAGCCAAGGAACUAAUUGAGAAUAUUGUUGAGAGGAGAAAUGCAGAUGAGGUGGAUGGAGCUAAGAGGUCUGACCGAAGCAUCUCAUCGAAAUUAAGUAGCAGUGCAAGGACCAGCUCUGAUACUUACUCUGCUAAAUGCAGCAACGUGAACACACCCCGUCCAGUCAUCAACUGGAACUCACUGCGUGCAAACAAAGAGAAAUAUGAAGCCAUGAAGUGGGCUGGCCUUUCACCAAUUAAAAAAAACUUCUACAUCGAAGCUGAGACAGUUGUCAAUAUGACACCAGAAGAAGUCACAAAUUGGAGAAAGUUAAACAACAAUAUAAUAUGUGAAGAUAUGAUUGAAGGCAGUAAACGACACAUUCCUAAUCCAGUGCGCACAUUUGUGGAAGCUUUUGAGCAUUAUCCAGAGGUCAUAGCAAACAUCAAGAGAGUUGGGUUCCAGCAUCCAACUCCUAUCCAGUCUCAAGCGUGGCCAGUAAUUUUACUGGGGAUUGACUUGAUUGGAAUAGCGCAGACUGGAACCGGAAAAACCCUGGCAUACCUCUUACCUGGUUUCAUCCACCUGGACCUACAGCCAGUGCAGCGGGAGAAAGGUGAUGGCCCAGGGAUGUUGGUACUCACUCCAACAAGAGAGCUUGCUCUUCAGAUACAGGAAGAGUGCAACAAGUACAGUUACAAAGGAAUUAAGAGCAUUUGUAUUUAUGGAGGAGGAAGCCGUAAAGAUCAGAUCAGUUUUGUAACAAAAGGAGUGGACAUAGUUAUUGCAACUCCCGGGCGGUUGAAUGAUCUUCAAAUGAACAAUUUCAUCAAUCUGAAGAGCAUCACAUAUUUGGUGUUGGAUGAGGCAGAUCGCAUGCUGGAUAUGGGAUUUGAACCUCAGAUUAUGAAGAUCCUUUUGGACAUACGACCUGAUAGACAGACCAUUAUGACCAGUGCAACAUGGCCUGAUGGGGUUCGGAGAUUAGCAAAAUCGUAUCUGAAGAAUCCAAUGAUGGUUUAUGUAGGAACACUGGAUUUAGCAGCAGUGGAAACGGUGGAACAACAUGUACUAGUUAUCCCUGAAGAAGAGAAAAGAAGCUACACACUUCACUUCAUUGAGUCCAUGAACCCUGAAGACAAAGUCAUCAUCUUUGUGGGAAGAAAGCUCACAGCUGAUGAUUUGUCAAGUGAUUUCAGUCUGCAAGGGAUCCCAGUGCAGUCUCUUCAUGGUGACCGAGAGCAAUACGAUCGAGAGCAGGCCCUGGAAGAUUUUAAGGAAGGGAGAGUUCGGAUUCUUAUUGCUACUGAUCUUGCAUCUCGUGGACUGGAUGUACAUGAUAUCACACAUGUGUUCAACUUCGACUUUCCCCGCAACAUAGAAGAGUAUGUACACAGAAUCGGGCGGACUGGCAGAGCAGGUCGUGUGGGAUCCGCAAUAACCCUCAUCACGAGGAAUGAUUGGAGAUUUGCUGCAGAAUUGAUUGCAAUUCUUGAACGAGCAUGUCAGCCUGUUCCUGAAGAACUUCUGACAAUGGCAAAAAGAUUUGAACAAAACAAAAUGAAGAAGGAAUAUGAGCGGGAGGUUGCAGCCUCCCAUGGUGAAGGCCGUAGCGGUCGCGGGCAAGGCAGAAGAGGCUGGAAUAAAAGAAACUGAAACAACGAUAUCCGCUUCUUGUUGUCUUGUAGCAGUGAAACCAAACCUGAUUUAUACAGCGCAGCAAAGUUAAAUUACUGCACAGGCUCAAUUCCAAGACACGUGAGCACUGCACUUUACUGCAUCCUUCGCUUUUGGAAAAUUUAAAAAAUGUUUUGUGCACAAUUGUUUUUUUUUCUUUAUAUAAACAGAAUGUUAUUUUCAGCUGAUGGGGGCCUAGUAUGGAAGGAAUGAAUGAGGUUCCAUAUGGUUGCUGGGAUAGCAGCAGUGUGCGAUGUUCCUAGAUGUUGAUGAUUAACAUUCUGUGUAUUCCACUGUAUUU